UAUUUUGGGUUGGUCGUCGUCGUUGGUUAAUUUCUGAUCGUUUAAAAAAUAUAAAAAGAAUGAGGACGAGUUAAUUAGAGGAAAAAAUCGUAGACACACUUUAUCUAAAAUAAAAGUGCAUUCACACAAAAUAUACCAGAAAUAGCAAUAUAGUACUGAAGUCGUAGUUGAGGAUAUACAAUUUUGGAAAUAUUUAUUAGCAAACUGAAACGCUUAAGAAGAUAGAUGCAAUAAUAGCAGCGAUUUGAUAAAGCAAGCGUAACCACCUAUAACGAACCAGUGAAUAGAGGCUGUUUCAAUAAAAUAUAUACACCGAUGAAUAGCCUUUCCACCAGUGGAGCCGCAACUACUGCCACACCCUCUUCAGAUGAGGCCGGAGGUGGUGGUGCAGAUGCUGAUGCUAGUUCGCGGCGCCAAGCCACACGAGUAUUUAAGAAGAGUUCAUCUAAUGGUAAGGUCACAGUGUACCUAGGAAAGCGCGAUUUCGUCGAUCACGUUACACAUGUCGAUCCAAUCGACGGUGUAGUCUUCAUCGAUCCCGAGUAUGUGAAAGAUCGCAAAGUUUUUGGACAAGUACUUGCCGCCUUUCGGUAUGGUCGUGAAGAUUUGGAUGUGCUUGGCCUGACUUUUCGCAAAGAUCUGUAUCUAGCGCAUGAACAAAUAUAUCCGCCACAACAAAAUGAGCGGCCAUUGACAAGAUUACAAGAGCGGCUUAUAAAAAAAUUGGGACCAAAUGCAUAUCCUUUUUACUUUGAAGUUCCUCCGUACUGUCCGGCAUCAGUGUCGCUACAACCAGCUCCCGGCGACACCGGCAAAUCUUGUGGCGUGGACUACGAAUUAAAAGCCUUUGUUGGCGAACACAUCGAUGAUAAACCGCAUAAACGCAACUCUGUCCGUUUGACCAUACGCAAGGUUAUGUACGCACCGUCCAAGGUGGGCGAGCAGCCAUCCAUCGAAGUGAGCAAAGAGUUUCUGUUGAAACCGAAUAAAAUCCACCUAGAAGCCAGUUUGGAUAAGGAGCUCUAUCAUCAUGGUGAGAAGAUAUCCGUCAAUGUGCAUAUAGCCAACAAUUCGAAUCGCAACGUAAAGAAGAUUAAAGUUUGUGUCCGUCAAUUCGCCGACAUUUGCCUUUUCUCGACGGCGCAGUACAAGUCGGUGGUGGCGGAAACCGAAUCGGAGGACGGUUGUCAGGUGCUGCCCGGUUUUACGCUGUCGAAAGUGUUCGAACUGUGUCCACUGCUUGCCGACAACAAGGACAAGUGGGGACUCGCGCUCGACGGCCAGUUGAAGCACGAGGAUACAAAUCUGGCGUCCAGCACGCUCAUAACGAAUCCGGCACAACGCGAAAGUCUUGGCAUCAUUGUACACUACAAGGUGAAAGUUAAACUGCUCAUCAGUGGCGCUUUAAUGGGCAAUGAUUUGGUCGCUGAAUUGCCAUUCACGUUGAUGCAUCCCAAGCCAGAAGAGGAGGAUAAUCCACUAUUAAUGGAUAAGUCGCCGCGUCAGAGCCUACGUGAUGGUGGCUUGUCAUUGGAAGCUGUUGGUACCGGCAAUGGUGUUAGCGAGGCGCAGCCCGAAGAGGUGCCCACAACCAAUUUGAUACAAUUGGACGAGGAUGAUUCACAAGAUGAUGACAUUAUCUUUGAGGAUUUCGCACGGCUCCGGCUAAAGGGCGCCGAAACUGAGGCCUAGACAAAGGAACAGCUGUCAUGGCGCUGCGUUGAGCCGACAUUGAUCAUUUAGAAUGCUUAAAAGUAACAUAUAAAUUGGUUUGGUAUACGUAAAAUGGAUCCAUAUAUAUAUGUGUGUUGCGAAGUGCGCACUGAUGUCUGCAUUUUGCAAAUUUGUAUCCUUAUAAUUGCCAAUUUCUUUAUUUUUGGUUUUUUGAUUUUUUUUUUUUAAUUACAUACACAUGUACGAGUCGUUUGCCAAGUAGAAACAAAGUUAUUUUGUAAAGUUGUGGAAUUAAAUUGAAUAUUUCUUAGUAACUAAGUUUAGUAAUGUAAGUUGAAAGCGUAAUAAUUGUGCAAAAUGGAUGUUUAACAUCCCAAAAGUAAAAUUUGAAUGAUAUUGGAUAUUGCUAAAUUGUUACUACUGCUGAUACUGAAACUGAACUAAGGCAUUUUGGUCAAAUUUUUGAAUAAUUGAGAUUAAGAGUCGUGUAGAAGCAAAUAACGAAAAACGAAACUGUCAUCGCGCAAAAAGCAAAAAGCUAAAAACAUGCAUUUUAAAUGUAUUUACUACUUUUUAACAUAUUAUAUUUUUCUUUAUAUUAUUAUGGAAUUUUAUUUUAGUGCUAUUACGUACAUACUACAUGCAUAUAUGCUUAUAAACUUACGAAAAUACGCGUGUUUAUUUUUUAUAUAUGUAUGAGCUACAAAGGUUUGCAAUUUUAUAAAAGAAAAAAUCCUUUUUUAACGGCUUUUAAAUAUAUUUAUUUAAAUAUGUUGAUAACAAAGGUAGUACAUAUUGAUGUUGUUGAUGUACAUACAUAUAUGCCACAGCAACAAUAUAAGCUUUAAUUGUAAAAAUACAAAUAAUAAUUGUAUACCUGUUGAAGGAUUAAGAGAGAGUGGAGUGGAGUG
Molecule: messenger RNA, 2585 nt
Organism: Zeugodacus cucurbitae (melon fly)
Lineage: Eukaryota; Metazoa; Arthropoda; Insecta; Diptera; Tephritidae
Gene: krz
Product: beta-arrestin-1
Exons: 3
Coding region: 316-1692 (458 amino acids)
Biological process (GO): signal transduction; G protein-coupled receptor internalization
Cellular component (GO): cytoplasm
Molecular function (GO): G protein-coupled receptor binding
Source: RefSeq, a predicted model, not a curated record